CUAGGAUAUGCUCUGUGGCUUGUUCCCUCGGAACCGCAGUCUGGCGCACUACGCCAUUUAAUGGAUUACCGACCACAACAUUAUAGGUCAAGCACUCACUCGUACAGAUCAUACCCCCGCUUUGACCCUCACAUUACCCUCGCCACCUUCUCGUGCCUGUAUCGCCCCAGCCUAUGUCAAUUUCUGCCUUCCAAUGUCAACCCUGCUCCCGUGUAUUUUCAGUCGAUAAAGAUUGGAAAUAAUUAUCUCAGCUCACUAUCCAUCGUCGUUUCCAAAUCUCGUGAACUCAUGAAUUUACACGAUCUCGUCGUGAGACACCUUGAGAAGGUGAACAAACACCUCCAGGGAGUAAACAAGGUACAUCCCACGAGUCGUUCAUUUCCACGCAUGUCCUUGUUCUACCUGGAUGAAGCCUUCUGGGGAGAACGGCUGCAACUUGGCAACGCGCUGCGUCAAUCGGGAAGAAUCUACGAACGAAAAGGCAACAUCACGGACGUUGCGUUGAACUGUGCCCUAGAUGGUGCCGCGCCUCAAUUUCGCGCCAUGAAAGGCUUUCAUGGGACGGAAAUAUGGCUCGUUGACUGCACCGGUGCAGUGGGAGACUGGAAAGUCCUGGAAAGACAAAUACUC
Messenger RNA from Suillus clintonianus, 630 nucleotides. RefSeq names its product 2',3'-cyclic-nucleotide 3'-phosphodiesterase. Gene Ontology annotation, molecular function: 2',3'-cyclic-nucleotide 3'-phosphodiesterase activity. The transcript has a single exon. Gene Ontology annotation, biological process: cyclic nucleotide metabolic process. The record is from RefSeq and is a predicted model, not a curated record. Lineage: Eukaryota; Fungi; Basidiomycota; Agaricomycetes; Boletales; Suillaceae. The annotation marks the transcript as partial.